Molecule: messenger RNA, 558 nt
Organism: Eremothecium cymbalariae DBVPG#7215
Lineage: Eukaryota; Fungi; Ascomycota; Saccharomycetes; Saccharomycetales; Saccharomycetaceae
Gene: YFH1
Product: ferroxidase
Exons: 1
Coding region: 1-558 (185 amino acids)
Biological process (GO): iron incorporation into metallo-sulfur cluster; intracellular iron ion homeostasis
Cellular component (GO): mitochondrion
Molecular function (GO): ferroxidase activity; ferric iron binding; 2 iron, 2 sulfur cluster binding
Source: RefSeq, a predicted model, not a curated record
AUGAAAGCCAUAUCCAGGCCCAUUACUUUAAUAAAAUGCGUCCCUCGCCACUUUCCCUUUCGUUCAUCAGGUUAUUCUGUCAGGACAUAUUUUACCAUCUCCCGAACUUCACAGUCACAUAGAUACAAUAUUAAUAUGUCAUCUCGCCGUCACAUUCUACAAAAACCUUUUUAUAGCAGCACCUCCUCUACGGAUGGACGCAUUAUACCUGAGAGCAUUUCAAGUCUGACUAUAGAAAACUAUCAUGAACAGUCUGAUGCCUUGUUAGAUACCCUACUUGACAAAAUCGAACUGGUAGGCGAUAGCCACCCGGAAGUAAUCACGGACGCUGAAUUCUCACAGGGUGUUCUAACCAUCGUUAUUCCGAAGAUUGGAACCUAUGUAAUUAAUAAGCAACCUCCAAACAAGCAAAUAUGGUUGUCAUCUCCAAUAUCAGGCCCCAAUAGGUAUGAUUUGUAUAACGGCGAAUGGGUUUCACUAAGAGACGGAACAAAGCUACUCGAUGUUCUUUCCAAAGAAUUAGCUACUGUUGUUGAUCCUGCUGAAAUAACUUUCUAA